GCCACGUUCGGGUUUCGGUCAUGGCACGCUGUUCUUGCGUCCGUCAGUUUAAGCGCACCGGUCGUGGCAGGCGCUGGCACGGUUUUCCUCGCUCCUCGCGCGUUUCCUCAAGCGGUUUUCGCAAGUUUUUUUUUCACCCGAUUCGACCACCCUUCAACGCAGUGUUCGGGAUUUUCCGCGCAAAGUUUAUUUAUCAGUGUUCUUGGUGCUCUUGGUGAUAGAUAUUUUAUCGGAAAAGUUUUUGGUGGAUAAUUGAAAUUUUCUUCGGCGAUGACAAGUGGAACUUGAGCGGCACGGUGUUUCGCCACCAGAUUCACGUUGUGUGAUGUUUUUUAGUAACAGACGAGGUGCUAUGGAAUUUUUAUUUCAUGUGAACGUCGGACCACCUUCAUGCUUCUGAAGUCUUUUCAAUUGGCGCACGUAAUGUGGCCAGAAUGGGACUGGGGGCGGCCGUUUCCCCUGCCUCCUGCAGUGCAGUGCCUGGCGCAACUUCUCUACACGGGCUUCCACCGUUUCCUAGCAAGAUUCUCAGAUGCCUGUUCGUCGCGUACAACUCCGAAACCGCGGCCGCCGGUGCCCACGGUGCGGCCGAACAUCACAUUCCACACGUACCAAUGUCCGCCGGACUACGCGGCCUGGUACUGCCUGAACGACGCCAAGUGCUUCACCGUCAAAAUCGGCAACACGCUGCUUUACAACUGCGAGUGUGCCGAGGGCUAUAUGGGCCAAAGAUCAUCCCAACGGAAGUUCAUGCUGGAGACGGCGAGCAUAGCGGGCGGCGCCAGCAUCGCCGUCUUCCUGGUGGUGAUCCUGUGCGUGGUCGUGUGGCUGCACGUCAAGCGGCGCACGAAGUCGAAGCGGGGGACGGCGGGCGCCGACAGCGUGGACGGCGGCGCGGCGCCCGCCCCCGCGCACGCGCCCACCUUCGGCACGCGGUGGCGGACCGCGCCGCCGCCCGCGCCGCCUCACGAGGUCUCCAUCAGGAUGCAGCAGGACCGGGGCGACGUCAAGAGCCUGCGGAGCAGCAAGGUGGAGCUGCACCAGGUGACGGCGUUCACGUCGCCCGCCUUCGAGCCCUAGUGCGCGAGUCGUGCAACGAGUAGCUAGCGAAUUUUCGAACGGUGCGAGUGAACAAAAAUGACUCUUUUAAUUUUGGCCCAAGUGCGGCAAUCAAGGGGACAUUUCACUGACAAACAUCAAAAAAUAAGGAGUUAUGCGAAAUUCCUACAAUACACCCAAUAUUUUAUUAACAAGAUAAAAUGGUACAUGUAAAAAACCCGAAUUACAAACAACGCACGAAAAACUACUAUACAAGGCAAUAAACCAAUCACAACAUGGCAUUUUCCACCGCACACUACGUGCGAUGAAGAAUACCGUGCCCUGAUUGGUUUAUUGCUUUCUAUAGAUUAUUUUCUAUAGAAAGUUGUCGCCUAUUUCAAGAAACACCCCCUGGAGGUUGUAAUACUACGAUUAAAAAAACCUUCAUAAUAAAAAACAUUUUACCGAAAAUUUUACUGGAAAAAAAUGUUAAAUCUAAAAAAUCCUGUAUUACAACCUGACACGGUGAGUUGAACAAUAUGCGACUUUUCUUUCUAUAGAAAA
This is a messenger RNA of Brassicogethes aeneus, 1602 nucleotides long. Lineage: Eukaryota; Metazoa; Arthropoda; Insecta; Coleoptera; Nitidulidae. The record is from the annotation of a GenBank genome assembly.